UUUACUGCGACUCUCACUUGAAACACAUCGAAAUUUCUGUUGAAAGAGUUCUGUUCAAAGCAGUUUAAUAUAUUCAAGGACCAUGCAUCGCUGGUUCUUUGCCAAUGAGCGCGAGGAGUGUGACGAGGAGGUGGCAAAGGCCCGGGAGAAGGACAAACUGGUGGAAGUAGAAGAAGACAGGGAGCUGGUGGCACCACAACCCGUACGCACCACAGAGUGGCCCUUCUGCGUAUUGUAUCCCCGACCGCUGCAGGGCAAUGAGUAUGUGGCCAUCACCGGCAAUUGUGAAUCUCUCGGCGACUGGGAUCCCCAGAAGGUGUUUUUGAUGGACAAGAAGAACUGCAGCUGCAGCGAGAAGAUUUGCAACUGUCACCGCAGGUUCGAGGCAAGUGUAAUCAUUCCACGGAAUAUCGCCAUCCACUAUCGCUUCUGUGUGGUCGUGCACAAUCCGGAGACGGACGAGAUCUACAUUCGCUUCUGGGAGUCCCGCCUGGAGUCGCGUGUCAUCCGCACCUGCCAGAACAUGCUGAAGACCUGCGAUAGAUUUGGCCAUCGCGACGACUUUGACACCGAGUGUCGGGUGGAUCGGGGAUGGGCCACCAGCGAGACCUACAUCCACUUCAUGAUCUUCAAUGCGCCGUUCCACUGGCAGCAGCAGUCCCCGCGUCUGCUCUACGUCCACAUCCAGCCGAUGUUCGGGAAGGAACCGAUCUGCCCGGAUGCGCUCAAGGUUCCUGCCCGAAUGCUCAAACGUCUCACACUCAGCAGCCGCCCAUCCGAGCCCCUUGCUGCCGAGGACAGCAGCCAGAAUCUCCGUCUGGGCUACACAGAGGUGGCCAACCUGCGCGACCCGAAGGUGCUCCGCUUCCAGCCGUACUUUGGAGUCUGCUGUGGCCCGGAGGACAUGCAGCUCUACCACUGCUCCAUUGGGAGUCCACAGGAGACGCACUACCGCCUCGACCUGUACACCUUUGCCCACAAGUCGGGCAGCGACGAGCCUCCCUACCACUAUGGCUAUGGCUUCGUGAAGGCGGAUCAGCUGAUGUACAGCGAGGGCCAUGUACUCGUCGCCAUCAUGUGUGCCUCCACCCACCGACCCCUGAUCGAGCUGUGCCUCCGCUACCUGAUCAUCCGUCCACUAUGGAACUUCAAGUGCGAUAUGCGGAGGACGUACGAGCGCUACUGGCGCCGCAGUCGCCUGCCGAUGGACAUUGGCCAUCGUGGAUCGGGCACAAGCUACUACUUCGGGGAGAACCUGGUGCGGGAGAACACUCUCCAUGGCUUUAAGCAGGCCGCUGCGGCCAAUGCCGACAUGGUGGAGUUCGAUGUGCAGCUGACAAAGGACGGCCAAGUGGUUGUCUACCACGACUAUGUGAUGAAGUUCCUCCUGAAGCAAAGUGCCAACUACGAGGAGCUGCUCACCAGCUCCGACCUGCUGGUAUUUCCCUUCGAGAGGAUCAACCGCCUGGUGCUCCUGAUGAUGGGGGGACUCAGACGGACCAGCCACAUUGACGUGCCCUUCGAGGCGUUCACCUACGACCAGCUGAACCUGGUGCGGGUCCUGCGGUUUGCUGCCAACAAGGGGCACGAGGUGCCAUGCGCUCGUAUGCUGCACGAGCAGCGACCCUUCCCUCUGCUGCUGGACAUGUUCGAGGAGGAGGAACUGCCGCAGUCUCUUGGUUUCAACAUCGAAAUCAAGUUCCCGCAGCUGGACAACUCGCGGCGCUGGGAGAAGGAGAGCUCCAAGCCCAGCUUUGACCGAAAUGUGUACGUGGACACCAUUCUGGAACUAGUCCUGCAGCAUGCCGGCAACAGGCGCAUCUUAUUCUCAAGCUUCGAUGCGGACAUCUGCACGAUGGUGCGCCUCAAGCAGAACCUCUAUCCCGUGGUGCUGCUCACCGAGGAUCCCGAGUUCGCUGUCCAGUAUUUGGACAAGCGUGUCAGUGUCCUGGACCAUGCUGCCCACCUGGCCCAUUGCUUGGAGUUCUUCGGCCUGGCCAUGCACACCAACACGGUGCUGCAGCAACCGGCCAUUGUGACCCGGCUCCACCAGCUGCAGCUCGAGGCUAUCGUCUGGGGCAGCAUCAACGUGGAUAUUCUGGUGCGCAACAAAAUGAAAAAGAAUGGGGUAGUGGGCAUCAUCUACGAUCGCCUCAAUCAGCUGGAUCAGCUGGGGAUGGAGCUUCCAGACGGCAAUCUGUGCAUCAUAAAUGAAGACUCUAACCGUCAGAAACUGAAUGAGAUUGAGGAGCAGGAGUGGCGCACUAAGUGCGGCUACAAUCCCGAACAAUAAUUCCAUUGAUGUUGUGUCCAUGUAUUAUU
Messenger RNA from Drosophila subobscura, 2322 nucleotides. RefSeq names its product glycerophosphocholine phosphodiesterase GPCPD1. The record is from RefSeq and is a predicted model, not a curated record. Bases 83 to 2293 code for a protein of 736 amino acids. Gene Ontology annotation, molecular function: starch binding; glycerophosphocholine phosphodiesterase activity. Gene Ontology annotation, biological process: glycerophospholipid catabolic process. NCBI's taxonomy places the organism in Eukaryota, Metazoa, Arthropoda, Insecta, Diptera, Drosophilidae. The transcript has a single exon.